This is a messenger RNA of Rubroshorea leprosula, 1236 nucleotides long. Lineage: Eukaryota; Viridiplantae; Streptophyta; Magnoliopsida; Malvales; Dipterocarpaceae. The record is from the annotation of a GenBank genome assembly.
GACCCCAAACUUUCCUGAAUUCUUCCCUGCUGAAUCGAUGCUUCAGAAAAACCCCAAACCCAGUUUCUUGAAUUUGAAGAAGAUUUAAGAGAGACUUGCCGGCGAUUUAGGGUUGAAAAAUGGGGAAAAGGAAGAAGUCUAGGGUUUCACAGGAAGAAGAUGAAGAGGUAGAAGAAGACUGCGAAGAACAACAGCAGCAUCAGGAGGAUAACAGUCAGCCUUCCUCCAGCGGGAAGAGCUUAUACGAGGUCCUUGGUGUGGAACAAACAGCGUCCAAGCAAGAGAUUAAGAAAGCUUAUUACAAGUUGGCAUUGAGACUGCACCCAGAUAAAAAUCCGGAUGAUGAGGAAGCUAAAGAGAAGUUUCAGCAACUGCAAAAGGUCAUAUCCAUUCUUGGUGAUGAUGAGAAGCGAGCACUUUAUGAUCAAACUGGAUGUGUUGAUGAUGCGGACCUUGCAGGGGAUGCUGUUCAAAAUUUGCAAGAUUUCUUAAGAACCAUGUAUAAGAAGGUUACUGUGGCUGAUAUUGAAGAAUUUGAAGCAAAUUAUAGGGGUUCUGAUUCUGAGAAGAAAGAUUUGAUUGAUCUUUAUAAGAAGUGCAAGGGAAAAAUGAACAGGCUCUUCUGUUCAAUGCUUUGUUCGGAUCCUAAGCUUGAUUCCCACCGUUUCAAGGAUAUUAUUGAUGAGGCAAUCAGUGCUGGGGAAGUCAAGGAAACUAAAGAUUACAAGAAAUGGGCAAAAAAAAUAUCCAAAAUUAAGCCACCUACAAGUCCCCCGAGGAGAAAGGGGAAAAUUUGCAGGUCAAAUAAACAGGCGGAGCCAGAUCUUUUUGCAAUCAUAUCUCAGCGCCGAAGUGAGAGGAAAGACCAGUUUGAUUCAAUGUUCUCCUCACUGGUGUCAAAGUACGGUGGCAAUGCAGACGCUGAGCCUAGUGAAGAAGAAUUUGCAACUGCACAGAAGAAACUUGAAAACCGCAGGCCCUCCAAAAAAUCGAAGAGGAACUAAAUCACACAUCAUCCUUAUUUAUUCUAGGACAAUUUUGUCUGUACAAAUAUUUAGAAUAUGCUCCCGCUUUGCUGAUUGAUCUUUCCUGUUGUUUUAACUUAAAUUAUGUCUGAUUCCUCUUCUUCUUGAUGAAACAGUUUAGAUGCAAUAGUAAUAUGCCAUCAACUUGCAUCAGUGAUGUCGUUACAACAAUUAUUGUUUUGGUGGUACAUAAUGAAAGCAUAGUUUUUUC